Phycomyces blakesleeanus NRRL 1555(-) is the source of this 150-nucleotide messenger RNA. RefSeq lists its product as hypothetical. The transcript is spliced from 2 exons. The record is from RefSeq and is a predicted model, not a curated record. NCBI's taxonomy places the organism in Eukaryota, Fungi, Mucoromycota, Mucoromycetes, Mucorales, Phycomycetaceae. The coding region runs from base 1 to 150 and encodes 49 amino acids.
AUGAGUAACCCCCAAUUGGCUGAAUGGGCGAAGGAAACCUUUGGCCUUCAAAAAGCUCCUGAUGCUUCUAUAAUCUCAAAGAUUUUGAAGAGAGGAGACCAGAGCUUGAUAAUGCAAGCUGAUCAAAUUGAAGAAGCAGUGAUUCUUUAG